Hermetia illucens (black soldier fly) is the source of this 1511-nucleotide messenger RNA. It is a transcript of the gene isoQC, whose product is annotated as glutaminyl-peptide cyclotransferase. The record is from RefSeq and is a predicted model, not a curated record. Lineage: Eukaryota; Metazoa; Arthropoda; Insecta; Diptera; Stratiomyidae. The coding region runs from base 252 to 1286 and encodes 344 amino acids. Gene Ontology annotation, molecular function: zinc ion binding; glutaminyl-peptide cyclotransferase activity. The transcript has 2 exons.
GUUGGUCAUAACUGACGGUGGACAAAAUUCACAUUUUGACAAUGGAUUUUUAUUCAUGUUUUGGGCGUUCCGACGAUAUUUGUUUAUCUCCAAAGAAGGGAAAUGGAAGAUAAACAAAAUCUGGAAAGCGUCGUGUUAUCUUUGCUGUAAUCCGGUGCUUAUCAGCCGACGCACCUGACAAGCAUAUCUAAUGACAAGUGCGGCUUCUGUGCUUUUGUUUAUCUUGUUUUAUAUCGUGCCUUGCCAAAACCAUGCCACGCUGGCUACUGGUCAUUUCAGUAUUAUUAUUAAUAGUAGAAUUAACGCUAGAACUAGAUGACAAAGUCAAUGAGAAAUGGAUCAACCAUGAAGCCUCCGAGAUUCCACCGCACAAACUGGCAAAAGUGGCGCGAAUGACUGACAUGGCCCACUUGAAGGAUGCCAUAAAGAACAUCCUCAUUCCAAGGGUCGUAGGGACGCCAGGCCACACUCAAGUCAGAGAGUACAUCAUGAAGACAAUGGAAAACCUCGGCUGGGAGGUGACGGUUGAUAAGUUCAAAGACACAGCGCCGAUCGUUGGACGCUUAACUUUCCAAAAUAUCAUAGCAAAACUGAACCCAAAAGCUGAGCGGUACCUGAUGCUUGCCUGCCACUACGACAGUAAGUUCUACACAGACUUCGAGUUCCUUGGCGCCACCGAUUCGGCCGUUCCCUGCGCGAUGAUGCUGAACCUGGCCCAGGUUAUGAAGACAGAGCUCAAGAGCGCCGCGGUGAAUGACAAGCUCAGCCUUAUGUUCGUUUUCUUCGACGGCGAAGAAGCGUUCCAAGAUUGGACUGAGAAGGAUUCGAUUUACGGCGCUCGUCACCUUGCACAAAAAUGGGAAAAGGACGGCUUCCUGAAGAAAAUCGAUAUGAUGGUGCUGCUCGAUCUUCUCGGAGGCGCAGAUCCCAACUUCUACAGCUUCUUCAAGAAGACGGAGUCGUGGUACAUGCUGCUCGUCUCGAUCGAGGAGCGCUUGGCCGAGGGGAACUUCAUGUCGGACUACACAGUCAGCGUGAGCUCGGCUGCGUCGCGGAAGAUGACCAACCGGUACUUCCAGACAAUGUCGUCGAAUGCACUUAUUGAGGACGAUCACAUUCCCUUUCUGAAGCGUGGUUUGCCGAUUCUGCACGUAAUUCCGAUUCCGUUUCCGGAGUGCUGGCACAAGGAGUGCGACAACGGAGACCUUAUUGACUAUGAAACGACUGAGAAUUUGAAUAAGAUUUUCCGGGUCUUCGUACUUGAGUACCUGAACAUUGAUGUCUAGCACGAAAUGGCGAUGGCACAGCGACAAGAGGCCGUUUUAAAUGUAACGUAGUAUUCUCUAGACUUGUAAUGGGCGUCCGAAGCAGCUUUAAAAUUACUGAAUAUGGUUCCUUAUAUUUCGGGGUGCUUAAAGUGUUUUCCCACUUAAUGGAUUUUAUUAAUUUUAAAAGCAAAGUAAAUUGUAUAUUUGAUGUCAUACGUACAAUAGAGAAACAAUUCGAAAGGA